AUGUCAAGAGAUCGUCAAUCGAUAACUCGACGUUCUCAACGGGCAUCGAGCAAACAAAAACAAUCGAAUUCAGCAGAAGAAAUCGAACAAAACAAGCAACAUUAUCAGUCAUUAUUUGUGAUGUACUUGUUGGUCAUUAUGAUCAUUGCAUUUACUUUAUCCUACUUUCAUUUUUAUUAUAUUUAUGAAUUAUUUGAGAAUGACAGGCAUUUUUCACAUUUAUCAACACUAGAAAGAGAAUUAUCGUUUCGAACGGAAAUGGGUCUCUAUUAUUCUUAUUUCAAAGAAAUCGCGAUUGACGCUCCGUCGUUUACAGAAGGAUUUCUGUCGAUUUUAUCUGAUAAUCGAACAGAAGCACCGACUACAAUCAACGUCUUGGAACGCUUCAAUCUUUAUCCCGAAGUUGUCUUAAGUUUCAUCUAUCGUUUUAUGAAUUCUCGAAAUAUGUUAACACAAAUAUGUUACCGAGUUGGUCGUGGCGACUCGAUGAGUCCGGUUUUAUCAUGUGAAGGACAUAAGGAACCAACUUAUUUCUAUGUCACCUGUGUUUUUCUACUCAAUGGAUGUCUACUGGGUGUUUUGUUUUUACUUGGUACCUACUUAUCGAAAAGUAUUCUUGGUGGACUGCUAACAGCACUUGCUUAUAUGUUCAAUCAUGGUGAAGCGACAAGAAUUAUGUGGACACCUCCUCUUCGUGAAAGCUUUUCAUUUCCAUUCCACAUUGUUCAAUUAUUUGCUAUCACAUAUAUUUUACAGCAGCAAACAUCGUUUAACAACGAUGUGCUCAAAUCUUUCUUAGGAUAUAUCAAGAAACAUGAUAUACCGCCGUCAUCCACCGAUCUACCACAAAACUCUAUGGUACGUCGACGUAAAAUACAACUCGUGUUCAUACUUUGUGGUUCAACUGUACUGUAUAUGUUACCAUGGCAAUUUGCUCAAUUUACACUAGCUACUCAAUUACUUUCACUCGGUGUUCUUUUUAUUUUCAAUCUUUUAUCAUGCGAACAGUUCUUCUUUAUUCUAUGUACUCAAAUUCUUUCAUUAAUUAUCUCAGCCAUAUUAAUGUUUGGUAAUCGAAUGUUAUUGACUUCUUUAUUUUCAAUUACUGUUUUCUCAUUUUAUCUCGUAUGCAUUUUUGACAUGUUCUUCCGUUAUUCAUCUUCGCAUUUCCAAUCAUAUCGAUUAGUCAUUAUCGUUCGACGGACAUCUCUUUUUACUCUUGCAUUUAUUUUUAUGAAAUUUCUCAUUAUUGGUUUACUUCUCAAAUCACCCGAUGACGAUGCCCAUAUUUGGGAUAUAUUGAAAUCUAAACUCUCAUCAAGAUAUCGUACGUUCGAUACACAACUAUACACUUGUGCGAAGGAAUUCGAUUUCAUCGAAUUAGAAACUCUCAUCAAACUGUGCAAGACUGGAUUAAUCCCAUUGUCAUUCAUCAUUAUUGGUCGUAUUGUGUACGAUUUUCUUAUUGACAUUUUCCACACUAAUAUAAAUACUAACCGACAGAUAUGGAAUUAUUAUCAUGCAAUUCAAGCAGGUGCAUACAUUCUGAUGGGUAUAUUCAUCAUGCGUUUAAAACUAUUUCCUCUCCCACAGUUAUGUUUAUUGACAAGUCUUUAUAUGAAUGAACAGUUCUGGCCAAAACGAAUUGUUGCUAUUAAGAAAUGGAAGAUUGUACUUUUUAUUGUACUUGCAACAGGAAUGGCCAUUCAAGGACAGAAAAAUAUUAAAGAACAAUUAAAUAUCAAAGGAGAAUAUUCUAAUUAUCCAAUGGAGAGAAUAGUUGAAUGGGUUAACUCAAAUACGGCAAAUAAUUCCAUCUUUGCAGGUACAAUGCCAACGAUGGCGAAUUUGAAACUAUCAACAGGUCGUGCAAUUGUUGUUCAUCCUCAUUAUGAACAUGCGAAGAUUCGACGUCGAGUUAAACUUGUCUAUUACAUGUUUUCACGCAAACCACUUCGAUAUAUUCAUUCCAUUUUGAAAGAAUUUCAAGUUGACUAUUACAUUUACGAAUCUCAUUGGUGUACAAUCGUUAAUCGUCCAAAGGGUUGUUCAUUUCCGGAAAUGUAUGACUUGGAUGAAACCGACGAACGAAUACUACGACGUUCGACUCUCGCAUGUGACACACUUCAAUCGAAUCCAACGCCUUAUUUUAGAAAACUUUUUACUCAAGAUCAUUUGAGUAUUUACGCAGUUCUAUGA
Adineta ricciae is the source of this 2199-nucleotide messenger RNA. The record is from the annotation of a GenBank genome assembly. Lineage: Eukaryota; Metazoa; Rotifera; Eurotatoria; Adinetida; Adinetidae.